Saitoella complicata NRRL Y-17804 is the source of this 1195-nucleotide messenger RNA. RefSeq lists its product as uncharacterized. The record is from RefSeq and is a predicted model, not a curated record. The transcript is spliced from 2 exons. NCBI's taxonomy places the organism in Eukaryota, Fungi, Ascomycota, Saitoellomycetes, Saitoellales, Saitoellaceae. The coding region runs from base 103 to 1095 and encodes 330 amino acids.
CUGACCGAGAAAUCGAGGCGUUCUACAAGGUCAUGUAUGCGAGCCCGAUUCACUUAAUUUGGGAGCUUUCCAAACUGGGGAAGUUUGAUCUUGAGAUGUUGCAUGAGUUCUUCGACGAAUGGGAGCAAGAGCAGACUCUUAUCUGGCCUCUGUCUUGGUUAUGCCUAUCCCUGGAGCUCGGCGUUACUGAAGCGUAUUAGGUACGGUGGCACGCUCGUUAUUGGUGAGAAGGAGAAGCAUCUUGAACUCCUCCUAAGGUGCUUGGCUCCGUCACCGUCGACUGGGGAUAUGCUAUCCUCGGAAUUCGCCAUUGUGCUUCCAAUCUCGACCAUGAAUCUCGCUAUACUUGCUGAAAAUCGUCCGCAGUUUACUCGUUUGAGACUUACGAGUGUUCCCACUGCAUCCGGAACCGAGAAUGUUUCAGAUUGGCACUUCCUGAAAGCCUACGAAAUGUCAAACACUUCAUGUGAGCUAUCAAUCGAUACUGAAGGUGUCGGUCCUCGUUACCCUACUCGUUCGUCACUUCACCAUCUCUUCUCCUUGAGGUCUCUCCGCAUUCUCACACUCAAUCUCGACACCGUGGAUUGGCAGGACGGUACGCCAAAAGAUAAACCCUGCGUCCCGUUAUCCGCAUCGUUUACGGCCAACGCGCUAGUUGAAUUUCUCCAACCCCUACCAAUAACCCAUCUUCGUCUUCGGGGAGGAGCAGUAUGCGCCACGUUCCUCACGGUCUACAAGCACCACGUACGAUGUUCCUCUCUCAUCAGCUGGGAAUGGCGGAAUAUUCAUUACUUCUCUGAUGGUCACACAUGGUGGUUCCCGAGUGCGCAAAUGGAUAAGGAGCUUGCCGAUAUGACUCAGGUUCUUAGGGCUGGUUAUGGUAUGAGGAUGGAUUGGUCGUCACAGGUGGUUGCUUAUGGGAAGAAGAGUGGGCAUGAGAAGUAUGGGUUGGCUCCGGAUUUUAGAGAGUGUAUGACGGAGGCUGCGGAGAAGCAUGCGAAGGUUCAGAAGGAGGAAAGGGAGAGGUUGGCUGAGGAGGAGGGGGCGCUGGUACUGGGGGUGGAUAUGGAUACGGGAGCGGUUCAGGCGCAGUGAGAUGAGCAGAACUCGGAGAACUGAUGGCUUCAUGACAAAAGGAAGUGAUAUUGAUGAGGAGGUUUGUUUGGAUGAUACCUGGAAUAGAGCCUUAUCGGGC